UUCUUCUGUUAAUUUGCUCAAUCAUCGCCAUGAGUCCAAUGGGAAACACCCAUCCCAGAUCCGGCCACCACAGCCGCCGCGGCGGCAGCAGACGUCUGUCCGACUACGACGGCGACGGCGAAGGCCAGUGGCUACUUAAAUCGCCGCUGUUGGACCAGGCGUCAGAUAAAAAGCCCGGCGGGCCCCCUCCCUCACACAAGCCCGGCCCAUUGACGCUGACGGCGAAUGAAGGCCCAACGGGCCCGCCUGUUCGUCCGCCGUGGGCUCCCGCCGCCGGCUACGACCCCAUCCCCGCGCAUCAGAUCGUUAGCCAGUUGAAGCUCAGAGUCUCCAUCCUCGAAUUCUUGUUGAAGAAGCAAACGGUGGAGAUGGAAGAGAUGAAGCUAAAGAACGCCGGAGUCAACAGCAAAGUCACGGAGCUCGCCGCCAAAAUCGACGACGUGAUUUUAUUAGCUAGAAACAACGACAAGGACCUGCCUCCGCCGACAUCGUCCGCCGCCGUCGACGUUCCUAAUCUGAUAGACAUGAACGACGACGAGAAUUACCUGCCGCCGCCGCAGCCAUCAUCGGCCACCGUCGACGUUCCAAAUCUGUUAGACAUGAACGACAUGAAGCUGCCGCCGUCGUCCGUCACCGUCGACGUUCCUGACUGCGAUUCCGUUCCUGAUUGGCAACUCGUGCUGAAGAGUGUCAUGCGUAAUCCUACUUUGGUAAGGAUUGAUGGGAUGUCGGAUUGGAACAUUUUGCUCGUGUUUUUUCUUGUGUUCAUGGUCAUAGGUCUUCUCCUGUAAAUCCCCCAAUUUUUUUCUCUCGUCAGCAAUUUUGUUCGUGUUCAAACUGUAGUUAAAUUGUAAUUAAAGUAGUAAAACCAGGAGGAAGCUAAUUAAGAGUAUCAUAGUUAGGAGUUAGUCUCUUUUAUAUGUCAACUGUCAAGUGAUUUUUAAUUGUGAAUUCAAUGUUG
Linum tenue is the source of this 961-nucleotide messenger RNA. The record is from the annotation of a GenBank genome assembly. Lineage: Eukaryota; Viridiplantae; Streptophyta; Magnoliopsida; Malpighiales; Linaceae.